AUGUUGCCAGCCACAAGAGCGAGCAUCGCACGGAUACCGGCAAUGAAUGCAACUGCCGAAAAUGAAAUUGUAGAACAUCUUGAGCGCGACGGCGUUGUCAUCGUUACCGGUAUGUUUUCUAGAGAUCACAUUGAACAGGUUAAACAAGAUCUUGUACCUCAUUUCGACUCGGAUGUCGUCGACCAAUCGGGCUUUUUCCCUUCGACAACCCAACGAGCCACAGGGCUCUUUUCCAUUUCGCGUGCUUGUGUCGACUUGGCCAUGCAUCCAUUGUAUUUGACUGUGGCCAAUCGAAUGCUUACAUCGAUUUACACCUUCUAUCGUGGCUCGGAAAAGCACACCGCCGUUUCAAAGCCAAUUAUUUCGUCGACUGUCGGCUUUCGCGUAAACCCUGGUGGCAGGCAGCAAGCACUUCACCGCGACGACACCGACUAUCAUACACGUGCGUGCGAUCGUCCGAUGAUGAUCGGCUGUGUGACCGCCCUGACUCGGACGCACAAGAACAAUGGAGCAACCAUCGUUAUUCCGGGUUCACACUUGUGGGAAGACGAAGAUCGCGUGCCGUUGGUAGAGGAAGCCGUGCCGGCCGAACUAGAACCGGGCGAUGCGACCAUCUUCCUGGGCAAUGUCUAUCAUGCCGGAGGAGGAAACAUUACUCAAGACGAACGGCGCGAAACGGCGGGAGUAUUCAUGGCUAAAGGAUUUUACCGACAAGCAGAAAAUGAGUAUCUGAUGGUGCCACCUGAACGCUGCAAAGAAAUUCAGCUAACCCCAGCGGAAUUGAGAGUUCUAGGCUAUGGUAUCUCGCAACCAUCUUGCGGCUUUGUCAAUUACAAAGAUCCAAUGGAAUCCGUUUUCGGAAUUAUAGAUGAUGAGACAGUCAGAAUGUAG
This is a messenger RNA of Didymodactylos carnosus, 891 nucleotides long. The record is from the annotation of a GenBank genome assembly. Lineage: Eukaryota; Metazoa; Rotifera; Eurotatoria; Philodinida; Philodinidae.